AUGCCACCGAUCAGGUGUUCGUUCACUUUUAAAGAAAAAGUAGAUAUUAUUAUGAGGUUGAAAAAUGGUGAAAGCAAUGUUGAUCUGUGCAAAAAAUUCAACGUUUCACAUUCUACAAUAUCAACAAUGUGGAAAAACCGCUUUAAAAUAAUGGAGUGUUUUGUAUCAAAAUCUGGGAAAAUUAAAAAAAAUCGCAAUUCAAGUCAUCAAGAUAUCGAAAGUGCUCUUCUAUUGUGGAUCAAAGAUCAAAGAAGCCAAAAUGUUCCUAUAAGUGGUAGACUGUUACAAGAAAAAGCUAAUCAUUUUGCCAAACUCAUUGGAAAGACUAACUUUGAAUGCUCUGAAAGCUGGAUAUACCGAUUUCGCCAACGUCACGAUAUUGCAGUCGGUAAAAUUUGUCGAGAAACAGCUAGUGUCUCGAUUAAACAUGUAUUAUCUAAUCAAGACAUUGUACUGGAUCAAGAACGCCAUUCGUUAAAUGAAGAGGUAAUCAUGGAUCAGGAAUUACCUCAAUCAAACGUACCCACUGUUUAUUCUAACUCUUCAGACCACUUAAUAAUUAAUCAUUCCACUGAUGGUGAGCGAGAAUCAAUAGUUAAGGACGAGAAAGUUACGGAGACGGAGUCUAAAGAUGAAAAACAAGAUAAAAAAACUCAAGAAAAACCAUCAAUAGAUAGCACGUUAUCGCCAAAACCCUUACUGCCAGUAAAUUUCCUUAAAUCAUGUAAAAAGAAUUUGGCAGAAAUGACAAGAGAAGAACUCGAAGAAUUUUGUAUUCUAAAAAUCGUAGAAAGCGUUGUCGAUCGAAGCAAUUCAAGCGAAAUGAACUUACAGUUAAAGUCGAUGGCACUUAACAUAGCAGACUAUAAGAAAAAACCUGAAAUACUCAUGAAACAAAACCGAGUCUUCCAGGUUGUUUUAAAAUCAAUUCAAGAAGAACAGAAGAAAAACUCAAUUAUUCCUUUGAAAAAAACUCGAUCUAUUGGUAUACAGGUGUUGAUUAAGGAGACGCCAAGUAGUAAAAAGUUUAUGACACCCAAUAAAUACCAAAAUGAGCUACCUCUCAAUUCUAUCAAGUCAGCUAAAUGUCAGUGUCCGAAAUCACCUAAAGGUCAAAAUCAGAAUAAUCAACAAUACCAUGUACCGAAAAUAGUCCCAGCUGUUAACAGUAUUAAUACAAAUAAUAAAGUCCUAAUUCCUGCGCCAAUAGCAACAAAAACGAAAAACAGUAUACCAAAUGGAAUAAAAAUUUCACCGCCUAUGUCUAAGCCGGAAAAACGUUCAUAUGACAAGAUGCAGCAAGGGAAUUCUAUUACAGAAGAUCUUACAGAUGACGAACCUCCUUCAAAGGUUGAUCAUCGAAAUAUAGCGGUACCUGCUAAAUUGGUUCCACAACAAUCUCUACUAACUCCACAAAGGCCACAGUUCGCAAAUUCAGUAAACACUUCAAGGAAAGUGUAUAAACCCAUAAGCGGUUCACAAAGUCAAGUUGGAGACGCUAUUGUGUUUCAACAAUUGUUUUCUCAUGAUCUGAGGUUACAAGGACCUGUCUUAUUGCCAAAACCUGAUACCUCAGUAAGAAUGUCUAGAAUAGCUGCAAGGCAUCCAGCGCCCUUACCGGAUUCUAUAAAACAAUGUCAACCUCCUAACUGGAAGGCUUUACCUCCCGCACCUGAACUUAAACUAUCUAAAGUAGAAAAUGGUAUAGUUAUCUCAUGGAAAAUAAACGAAUGCCAAGAAGAAAACCAUGAAGAAAUAGCUAGUUAUCAGUUAUACGCAUAUCAAGAGACAUCUUUACCCCCAAAUACAGCUCUAUGGAAGAAAAUUGGUGAUGUCAAAGCUCUACCUUUGCCUAUGGCAUGCAUUUUGACACAAUUUAUGGCGGGAUAUGAAUACUAUUUCGCUGUCAGGGCCGUCGAUAUCCGAUCUAGACUAGGACCGUUUAGUUUACCCGGAAGUAUACUUUCUUUUGAA
This is a messenger RNA of Brenthis ino (lesser marbled fritillary), 1974 nucleotides long. Lineage: Eukaryota; Metazoa; Arthropoda; Insecta; Lepidoptera; Nymphalidae. The record is from the annotation of a GenBank genome assembly.